Messenger RNA from Akanthomyces muscarius, 2712 nucleotides. RefSeq lists its product as uncharacterized. NCBI's taxonomy places the organism in Eukaryota, Fungi, Ascomycota, Sordariomycetes, Hypocreales, Cordycipitaceae. The record is from RefSeq and is a predicted model, not a curated record. Gene Ontology annotation, cellular component: mitochondrial outer membrane. Gene Ontology annotation, molecular function: ATP binding; ATP hydrolysis activity. The transcript is spliced from 2 exons. Bases 1 to 2712 code for a protein of 903 amino acids.
AUGGUGACACCAAACUACACGGCGCCAGACUGGUUCUUCUCCGACAAUGUGAAAACAGCCGUACAACUGAGCUCCACGAAGCCCAGAAUCUUUCUGGCAGAUUUGCCCAACAAGACUUCCGGCGAGGAAGCACUCAAGCAUGACUACACAAAACAUGAAGAGAGUGCCUUCGGUGUAAGCCGCCACACAUUUCUAUCAGCUCGAGACACCAUCGCCUCUUGUUUGGUUCGCGACAGCCACGGUCGACUGUCGACACACAACAACGGUGCCAUCAUUCGAAUCGAGAAAAAGCAUCCGCCUGAGAUGCCAACGGAGUACGUUGACGCGCUGGCAAAGGAAUUCGGCGCCACUUCGGUCACUCUGACCAUACAUGACUUUCAAGCUUUGGCUGCAACAUAUCAGGACCAGACCCCGGCCGAGUUUCAACAAGCUUUUGAUAAGGAUCUUAACAAGCCGCGAAACCUCAGCCUAAAAAAACUCCAUCCUUCGUACGAGCUGGUCUUCCACUACUUCGGCAAUCGUUGCCGUCAAGAGGCAAGUGGCGCGGCCAUUGAAAGGUCGAGGCAGGCAUUUGCCACGAUUUUGGGCGUUCAAGAAUGCAAAGUCGGCAAUCAAGUACCCGACAAGAAGAAAAACAUCGCACCGUUCCAUGACCAUCCGCUGAUAAUCCAUGUUGCAGAGGCUCAGCUGCUUAUGGAGAGAAGCCAAAGCCUUCGUGUCGUUGCGAGACUCGCGGAUGCAGUUGCCCAAGAACGAAAAGCCGGAAAGCCAGUCAUCCUGGUAAUCACAGGGCAUAUCGCUAGGUACUCUGCAAAUUUUGGCGAUUUGUCGAUCAGGUCGGGGAUUCCUGCUUCUGCUAUCUUGAGCAUCAACUAUCUAGUUGAACCUGCUGCGCUGGAUAAAUCAAAAGACCCAAACAUCAAAGUCUCGGCAACCUUUAUCGACAAUCUCAAAUUUUUACUUCGCUUCUACGCUCGACAUAAAUUUGACACGGAGACAUUGCUUCCCAAGACAGAAUGGAACCUCGAGCUCGACGACAACAUUGACACUCUCUGCGCCGAAAACAGUAAUCUUCUCGAGUCAGUCGCCAUGCAAAUCACCGGGAGAGCUUGCGGUAGCCAGAAACUAAGCGUACAAGAUGUGGCACAAGUCUUGAAUCAAGUCGCCAUCGGCGAAAAAGUCGAAACCGGGAAAUACGAUUUGACAUCUCGUCACGAAGAUGCUGAUAAGGAAGAAGAGCUAGAGACUAGCAGCGAGGAUGAUGAUUUAGAAAUCGGGAAAGACGGAGAAGAGUCAGAGACUAGCAGCGAGGAUGACGACGAUUCAGAAACCGGGAAAGACGGACUUCGAAAAGACAAUGACCUGAAUAAGUACGAAAAGGCUCUUCAUGACUCUAUCGUUAAAGUCGAGCAGCUUCAAGAUACAAAGUAUGAAGACGUCAUUUUGCACGACGACAUCAAAGACAUGAUGAAGCAGCUCAUCUUGCUCUCCAGGAAGAAAAUCGACGUCAAAUCCUCCCUUCUGAUGUCGGCAGUACAAAUCUCAGGAGCUCUGCUCUACGGCCCCCCCGGGACAGGAAAGACCCAUCUCAGCCGAGCCAUUGCCAACAGCCUGGGCAGCAACAUGCUUGCUCUCGACAGCGCCACGUUGACGUCCAAAUAUGUGGGCGAGACGGAAAAAUACAUCAAGGCCGCUUUCUCACUAGCCCGAAAGUACACUCCAUGCAUCCUGUUCCUCGACGAAGUCGACGCCUUGUUUUAUCGCCGCUCGUCUGGUGACAAGUCAUGGCAGCGGUCUGCUCUCACACAGUUUUUACAGGAGGUAGAUGGGAUCCAGGGCGGUCUGCCGGGCGCACCAUUUGUGCUGGUGGCGACGAACCGCCCCAUGGAUCUGGACACUGCGUUCCUGCGCCGUUUGCCGCAAAAAAUACACUUUGAGCUGCCGAAUGUAUCUGCCCGCGCGCAGAUAUUGAGAGUACUGCUCAACGAAGAGGACCUACACUCGGACGUCGACAUUGAUCACCUGGCAACCUUGACGAACGGAUACUCGGGUUCAGACCUCAAGAACCUCUGCGCGGAGGCCGCGUUACUUUGGGUGCUUGAGAUCUGUCGAAAAGAAGCCAAGGAAGCGGCUCAAAGGGUUGAGAACACGAAAACUCCAAGAAAUUAUGCCUCUAGGAGCACAGUUGACACCAAUGGAACGUCCAUCUCGGCGACAAAGUCGGGCGAAGCAGAUCAUGUUGGGGACCUCAAGAAACCGGCGGACGUCACCGAUGAUAAGGUGACCGAGUCGGACAGCAAUGCAGCUGAGAACUCUACAGAUCAUGAUUAUCCGCAUGCGUCUAGCGGCAGUGAGGUCACUGAAAUGAUUGCGUCAGCGGAUACAGCUGGUGGUGACCACGACAAGAAUGACGGCGAAAACAGCAAGGCCAACAAAGAUAAGGCGACAGACGCGAUAACAGGGAAGAGGAAGAGGGAAACCGCAAGAAAAGGCAAGAAAACAGAGAAGCUGGCAAGAAAAGAAGCGAAAGCGAUGAAAAGAAGGAAGAAAAAGGACAAGAAAGAAGCCGAGGCGCUAUACAUGGCGAAAUUCUCCAAGGUCUGCUUGACCAAUGCCGUCUUUGAAAAAGCACUGCAGAUAAUGCGACCGACAGUGUCUAAGGAAGCUAUUCAAGAGAUUGAAAAGUUUGCCAAGCUCUAUGGUGACCAGUGA